Epinephelus lanceolatus (giant grouper) is the source of this 3658-nucleotide messenger RNA. RefSeq names its product signal recognition particle 68 (gene srp68). Gene Ontology annotation, cellular component: signal recognition particle, endoplasmic reticulum targeting. Gene Ontology annotation, biological process: SRP-dependent cotranslational protein targeting to membrane. The record is from RefSeq and is a predicted model, not a curated record. NCBI's taxonomy places the organism in Eukaryota, Metazoa, Chordata, Actinopteri, Perciformes, Serranidae. Gene Ontology annotation, molecular function: protein binding; signal recognition particle binding; 7S RNA binding.
AUGGCCGCAGACAAGCAAAACGACGCCAAAGUGUCCUCCGUGGAUGAAAAUAAAGAAAAUGCUCCGGAUGGGGGUCUUGGACUGGAGAUUUUGCAAAUAAUCAAGGAGUCCCAGCAGCAGCAUGGCCUCAGGCACGGAGACUACCAGAGAUACAGGGGUUACUGCUCCCGCAGACUGCGUCGCCUGCGCAAGACUCUUGGCUUCAAGAUGGGCAACCGACACAAGUUCAUAGGGAAGAAAAUAACAGUCGAAAUGCUUUCUGACAGCAGGUAUCUGUUGCUGGUUUUGAUGGAGGCUGAGCGUGCAUGGAGUUAUGCCAUGCAGCUGAAGCAGGAGGCCAACACAGAGCCACGUAAGCGCUUCCACCUGCUGGCACGACUACGCAAGGCUGCCAAGCACAGCGAGAAGCUGGAGAAGCUCUGUGAGAGCCCUCGUGUUGACGCCAAGACCAAACUUGAGGCACAGGCCUACACAGCAUACCUGACUGGUAUGGUGGAGUUUGAACUGCAGGAGUGGAAGCUCGCCAUGGAGGCCUUCAACAAGUGCAAGACCAUCUAUGAGAAGCUGGCCAGUGCUUUCACUGAGGAGAUGGCAGUUCUGUAUCGCCAACGUGUGGAUGAGAUAUCACCCAACAUCCGCUACUGUGCUUACAACAUUGGUGACCAGAACGCCAUCAAUGAUUUGAUGCAGAUGAGACUGACAGGUGGAGGAGGAGGCAUGAUGGCUGAGAAACUAGAGGCCCUGAUCACUCAGGCAAGAACUAAGCAGGCAGCCACCAUGAGUGAGGUGGAGUGGCGAGGGCGAACGGUGCCCGUCAAGAUCGACAAGGCCCGCAUCUUCCUGUUGGGUCUGGCAGACAACGAAGCUGCUAUCGCUCAGACAGCUAAUGAGGAGACCAAAGAGCAUCUGUAUGAGACCCUGCUGGCCGAGUGCAGAGACACCAUCCAGGCUGUGAGAGAGGAACUCAAGAGUGAGGCGAAGCAGCGAGAGAGAAGCUCUGAUGCUGACAGUGGCAAGGUGUCCAACCUGCAGUUCCUGCACAGUUACCUGACCUACAUCAAGCUGUGUACAUUGGUGAAGAGAAAUGAGAGCAUGGCCCACACUCUGCAGGCUAAACUGAAGGAACCGGAAGCCGACGAGAACAAGAGAGGGCCCCGUCCACAGGACCUCAUCCGCCUCUAUGACAUCAUCCUGCAGAGUCUGGCUGAGCUCUCCUCCCUGCAGGGCCUGGAGGAUGACCACACCUUCCAGAAGGAGGUGUCCCUCAAGAUGCUGGUAUACAAGGCCUACAGGUGUUUCUUCAUAGCUCAGUCUUAUGUGCUGGUUAAGAAGUGGAGCGAGGCGCUGGUGCUGUAUGAGAGGGUGCUGAAAUACGCCAAGGAGGUUCAGUCUAAGGCCAAGAGCCUCAACAACAGCCUCAAGGAUCUCCCUGAUGUUCAGGAGCUCAUUGCCGAGGUCAAUGCUGAAAAAUACUCCCUUCAAGCUGCUGCUAUUUUAGAUACUGAUGAGACUGCUGAAGUUCCCACUCAGCAGCAGGUGAAAGACAACACGCCCCUCUGCAACCGCCUUGAGACCUUCCGCUUGGAUCCCACUCUCGUUGGAAAGCAGCCCAAUUUGGUCCAGUUCCCUCCCGACUUCCAGCCAAUCCCCUGCAAGCCUCUGUUCUUCGACCUUGCGCUCAACCACGUGGCCUUCCCACCCCUGGAUGACAAGGUGGAGCAGAAGGGCAAGGGCGGUCUCACCGGCUACAUCAAGGGCAUCUUUGGCUUUGGCAGCUAAAUCAGUCCCGCAGGCUUCAGUUUCUACAGUAGAGCCACGAGGCCCCGAGUUUACCCCAAACAACCAGACUUGGGUCAGUUGUUAAUUAGAAUAAUUAAAAUUACUUUUACGUUUUGAAUUAGUGCCUAAGUGCAAGAGGGGUGGAGUUUGCAAAUCUGAGGAAGGCAGACUGAGUCUACUCUUCUAUAAUCUUUCUUGGAAGAUUAAUCCAAUCAGUUUCAAGUAGCAAUAUGACCCAAGUUCACCUGCCAUCUUUAGUAAUAACAUCAGGCUGCAUGGGUUCCUAGUAUAAAGGCUCCCUCCUUAAUUUGAGCUGUGGAGGUGUCUGUGACUUUCAGGUUUUACAAGUUACCCUGCCUUGGUCUCCAAGUACAGCCAAGUUGUCAAUCUCACAGUCCUGUUAGAGUAAAAUACACCACUUAGGCAUCAUUAGUAGUUAUCCUCUUUUAUUCAGUGUUACGUAAGCGCCUUCAUGUAAUUACGUGUCAUUUUUGUCUGUAUGUGAGUUGUUUUCAGCAUCGUUUCUUAAAAUUUGCAAAGUGCAGUUUUGAUACAGCAGCUACUUUGACUUUAAAAACAAAGUAGCGCUCCUCUAAUAGUAUAGAUAUCCUGUGACAUGUAGUCCAACAAACUGAAGCCGUUUUAUCAAUCAUCACAGUUUUACAAGACUUCAGCUGUGUCCACCUUUGUUGUGGUCUCGCCUGCUUUUGACGGUACAUUAAGACACCAAUUUGUGAUUCAAAACUUCACUUUGUACACUGACAUCACAAUACACUGAAAGAUGAGAGCUAUAGGGUGGAAAUGCAGCAAUAAACUGGAUUUGGUUUGCUGUCAAAAAGCACAAGAAGAAAGAUAUCUUGCCACCCUUGUGGUCCGUCUUUUCUAAGUGGCUUCUACUGUGUGAAGUCAUGUGAGCAGUACUGUUACCUUCAAAUGGAUGAAGACUAAAGUAAUGAGAAGAAUUUGGAUAAAGCUUUGAAGUUUUAGGUGCAUCAACAGGACGAUGAAAGACAAAGCCAUGAAUCAAAUUGUGAAAUGUUGUUUUUCUUCAAACAGUGAAUGAUUAAAUAUUGUCAGCUGCAGCCUGCAGAGGUAAUGCUGUAUAUGUUGUCCCGUAUGACAUUCGGCCCUAAACUUGCAUUAUUUUCGAGAAGGGUCCAACUGCUUCAACACGUCUAGAUAGAAGCCUCAUUUUUAUCACCUCAGUGUCUGUUGUUUUCAAGGCACAUUUUCUACAGAAGGGUUUGCUGGCUGAUGACUGUGACGUAACAGUGCAGCUCCUCAAACUACUUAAUUCAUGUAAUGUUUUUAUUUUUACAUUUUGAUUUGCAUUUCAGCAACAUAAAUGUUGCAGUAGACAUUCAGGAAGUGAAGGAGUUCUUAGCAGCCUUUCAUUCAUCACACCACCACACCUGUUUGUCCAUCACUAGUAGGCUUAAAGUGUUUUCAUCACCAACGACAUGUCUAUGGACAUCCUGUAAUGCUAGAAAAAUAUUUUGUUUUUUGUUGCAAACAGCUGAAGUCGCUCAUUUUGUCUGACCUUUUUAAGGGACCUGGUUUGCCUGUGAUACCUGGUAAAACACUAUCUAGAGGACUGUGUCAGUGUCACUCUCCUUCUCUGACAUUUCACUGUUUUGCUUACUAAUUUUUAUCAGUGUCUUCAGUUUAAAUCAUUGUUUUUUUUCCCCUCAGUGUUUUAUGUUAUGAAUUGAGAAGGAUGAGCUGGAAUAGUUCCAGUACUUUACCUCGAAUUGACCUGGAAAACAAUUUGUCAUGAUGAAUAAUUGUUUGAAACAUAAGUGGAAAGAGAAAUGACAUGAUGAGAAUGUAUGAUUUGAUUUAAUUUCCAGGCGUACGAUUAAAAUAUAUUUGCACCAAA